AAAGAAAGUAAAAGUGCCUUAGGAAGAAGUUUCCUGUUUCCACACCCAUUCAGAUUCAGCAGGGGGAGGUGCGGGAGGAAAUGUCCAACGUGCUCAUCUGUUAUGAUGACUAAAAUCGAAAAAAGAUAGUGUUAAAGUUCCUCGCAAUUUCCGGCUCUUGGAAGAGUUGGAGGAAGGCCAGAAAGGUGUGGGAGAUGGGACAGUCAGCUGGGGUCUGGAGGAUGAUGAUGACAUGACCUUAACACGGUGGAGAGGGGUCAUCAUUGGCCCUCCAAGGACGAGCUAUGAAAACAGGAUGUACAAUCUGAAGGUUGAAUGUGGGCCAGGAUACCCAGAGUCUCCGCCAUUUGUCAGAUUUGUGACAAAAAUAAACUUGAGUGGUGUGCACAGCUCCAACGGUGUGGUUGACAUGCAUGCAGUGACUCCACUGGCAAAGUGGCAGAACUCCUACAGCAUCCGGAUAGUGCUGCUGGAGCUGCGACGGCUCAUGACGUGCAAGGAAAACAUGAAGCUUCCUCAGCCACCUGAGGGCCAGAUCUACUCCAACUGAGCCCCCUCUACUUUUAACUUUUUCUCAUUCCCUCUCUCCCCCCCUCCCCACCCAACCCAACUCUUCUUUUACGCUUUUAUCCUCUUAACCCCGAUAAUGAGCUACGUGACAUUCCACAUCCUGUCUACGCCAUGGCUGAGCACACAUACACACACACAUACACAGACAAAAUGAGCUGUCAUGAAACCCAUUCCAGGCCUCACGCUCGCUCCCUCCUUCUCUCAUCACUGGAGCUCUGGGUGGACUUGAUGUGAUUAGGCAAGGUGGAGUCCUCAGUCCACGCCAGAUAUAAUCAUUCAAAUACUGUACAUCUUACUAAUCUUUUUUUUUUAUUAUUAUAUUAUUAUUAUUAUUAUUUGUUAAAGAAAUGCAGAUUGUACAAUAACAUAAAUAAUCUUAUUGAGUGUACCUCUUUUGUCUGCUGCCUUUUUGUAACAUUGCAAUUGCCACUUACCAUCUCUGACCAUGGUUCAUUAGACAGUUUGAUGUUUUUUGUCAGGAGAUGACCUUUGUCGUAUAAAAUUCCAUAAUCAAAUAACUUGGCAAAUGGUGUUAAGAAUGUCUUACGUCAUAAAUCUAAUUAAAUAUUUUCGUCAUUGUGUGUUGACAUUGGCUUGUACACCCAUAGUACUCGCGUGAUUGUGGCUCAGGUGCCUGGUAAUGGUCACCUUAGUUUCACAUGGAUUUUGAAAGGACUGUCCAAACUGAACUCUUUAGCUACACCAUUAUAUCUGAUUGUUAUAUGCAUAUUAGCAUAGUAUGCAUAUCUUCUGUCGGUCUACAAAAGUCCCAGUUUAACCAUGCUUGAACGUAGAAGUGAAAUCAGCUACCUCUUUGGUCCAGUGUAUUGUCAGAACAAUAAUCAGACUUGUGAAACUGCCUUGGCUUCUUCAUGUCUUUCGUUUUUCGCUUCCUUCAUAAAUCCUACUUCAUGCUUUUCAUGCA
Messenger RNA from Solea solea (common sole), 1495 nucleotides. RefSeq names its product ubiquitin-conjugating enzyme E2 variant 1-like. The record is from RefSeq and is a predicted model, not a curated record. NCBI's taxonomy places the organism in Eukaryota, Metazoa, Chordata, Actinopteri, Pleuronectiformes, Soleidae. Gene Ontology annotation, biological process: protein K63-linked ubiquitination; DNA damage tolerance. The coding region runs from base 233 to 550 and encodes 105 amino acids. Gene Ontology annotation, cellular component: nucleus. The transcript is spliced from 4 exons.